GGCUGCGCAGCACCUUUAGAAGAAGAAGGAAAAGAAGAAGGAUUGUGUGUGUUCUACCAUGGCGCUCCCAGACCCAACGCAUUUACUCUCCGGAGCGAAUGACUUCGAGGAAGCGUUGGAGGAUGCUGUAAAAAUGAGCUCGCAGCUGACCACCUACGGCAUCCUCCUGAUCGUCUCGGGAGCUUUCGUGUUGCUGAUCCUCUCCCUCGUCCUCAUCUCCACACUUAUCCCAUCAGGAGAUCAAGACAACAAGACCUUGCGCGCGAUGAUCCCCGUGGUGGUGCUGCUGCUUAUGGCCCUGGUGGCGUUCGUCGUCCUCACGUUUGCCUUCGAUGCCGAUUUAUUCGCCAACAAAACGAUCGGUUUGCGCUACCCGGCUUCUGGAGCUCGAGGAGCAUAUCCUCCUGAGAACCAGACUUCGACCGUGGGGAGCUCGUUGAUUCCGGUGACCGAAGAUGUGAAGAAUGUGCAAAACGCCACACCAACACCAACGACCACGACAGCAACGAUACCUAGCGCUGUUCUGUGGCCUUUCCCUAAGCGUGAUAUAUGCAGCGAUAGCUCGCCUUGUAAUGAGCAGUGUAUCGGCAAUUUAUUUACAGAGCCAUGGCCAAUGCCUGACCCAGGCCCAUGGCCACUUCCUGGACCAAAUCCAUGGCCGAUGCCUGAACCAAAACCACGGCCAAUGCCUGGGCCAAACCCAGGGUCCGACAGCGAGCCAGAGCCGUGGACAGUGACUGAUCCAGCUCCGUGGCCGAUGACUGAGCCAAAACCUUGGCCAAUGCCCGUGCCACACCCACGGCCCAUGAGCAAGCCAGACCCAUUUCCAAUGACUGUGCCAAAACCGCGGCCAAUGCCUGAGCCAAACCCAGGGCCCAUGAGUGAAAAAACUUCGCGGCCAAUGACUCAGCCAACGUCAUCGCCCAUGCCUCAGCCAGCCUCCUUGCCACUGCCUGGGAGAGACCCACGGCCGAAGACUAAGCGACCAUCAACGAUAAUGCCUCCUCCAGCCUCAUCGCGGUUGCCUAAGCAAGGCCCAUCGCAUUUAUCAUCAUCACAAAGCCCUGAGGAUAGAAAAAUUCAAAUAAAUCAAUAAAAAUGGCGUUUGAAACUUGUUUUUUCCAUGUGAGACGGGGGAGAGGUGGACGAGUGAGGCCGUCCUAUCAGGCAAGCUUUGCGGCGUUACAUUGUCCUGUGAUACUGAAAGUAAUAUCAUUAGUAGACACCGGAAGUUUAGGCAAUAAUAAAUGUUACUUUAGGCACCUAUAACGUGCACUCAUUCUGCCAUUUCAGGCCCGUAUAGGCGCCAAAUACUCUCGUACAGGCUCUAUUAUGAGAACUUUCACUGUGCGUUUGUGGAUAAAUUAGGAUAUUGCGUUAUUGAAGUUAUAGUUUACAGGAAUUACGAUUAGGAACUGAUACUUAACGUCUUUGAACUCAAAGAACUUCCACUCAUAAUUUUUGUAGAUUUUUCCAAGGCAUUCGACAGCAUAAACCACGAAAUAUAACUUUGACUUGACUUUUACGGAAUCCGUGACAUUAUUCUCUGAAUUAUUACGUCAUGAGUUCUCUCUCGCUAUCAGCAAGAGCUAGAAAAUAAUCUUUUACCUGACCUUUAACGCAUUACGGCUAUUUUCUCCCAAGGAAGCAUUUCGGGGCCAUAGCUGUUCUAUAAAUUAUUCACAUUGUCCUUUGAUUGCUCUUCGCCGUUUUUUAUUUGUUCACUUGCGUUGGAGCCUUGAUUUGUAUUUUGCAAUUUACAUACUUACGUUACGUUUCGAUGUUCACUUGCUUAGUAGUCCUGUUCCUUAAUUGUUUGCUUGUACUUUCACCGUAAUAACUACAACCCCCUUACUCAAUGCCCUCUGGGCCUGUAAGAAAUUUUAAAUAAAUAAACAAAUAAGUUUAUAAUUUCUGCUGAUGACACUAGUUUAUUUUUUAGUGUACCUAAUACGUUAGAGCAUAAAACAUUCUACGUAUUCUAAAGCUACUGCACGAUUGGUCCAUAUAUCUAAUUCUUACUAGUAAAUUUUGUCAAUACCAAGGCCGUCCUUUUAUAGACCUCCAUAAGAACCAAACAUCUCAUUCAAAUAUGAUACUAAACACUGACCCCUGCGUUGUACAACUUGUUCCCGAAGUAAAAAAUCUUGCCUUGUUUUUUAGGAACAUUUAUAUUAGAAUAUUCAUGUACAGAUGGUUCCCAACAAGGUGGCAAAAUUAUCACACAUGUUAUCAAGACUGUGUUACCUGAUGCCUCAACACAUUCAAAAUAUUUUAUAGAUCAUCUGUUUUACUCAAUUAUUAGUUACUGCUUCUUAGUUUGGGGCACUACCAAUUUGCCACUGCCAAUUUAGAAGUGUGUUAUUCGUCAUAUUCUCUGUAUGCCGCACAGGCUUUUCUAAUGCUCAGCAUAAUUCCAAUCAAAGACCAAUAUAAUAGCAUACUAGUAAGAAAAUACAAAUUAGGAGUGAUGAAGGCAACUAAUUUACUACAACAAUGGCAAACUUGACACACAAACACGUACCAUAAGCACAACACUCGCACAGGCAGCCAUUGAUUCAUAUCAGAACUCCGUACUAACUAUGGUCGCAAAAGAUUAUGAAAUAACUCGCCUCCUGUGAUUUACAAUGUACGCGAUCUUCACAAAAAACACGAUGAUGACUGUGCGCAUUUACACCGUUUUGCAAUGUAGUUGAUUUCUGUGUGCAAAGUAAUUAAGUGCCUAUAUAUAGAAAUGCUUCUUUUUUCUAUAUACCUUGCCUAAAUGGUAUGGCAGCUGUUGUGUAUAUAUUAUUAUGCAUAUUUGUGGGUUUGCUUAAGUCCCUGAAGAGCCCAAGUAUCUGCAGAGGCGUAGACCUCGUUCGAAGCCUUUGCAUAGGCUGUUUGUCGGAGUCCCUCGA
This is a messenger RNA of Dermacentor albipictus, 2900 nucleotides long. Lineage: Eukaryota; Metazoa; Arthropoda; Arachnida; Ixodida; Ixodidae. The record is from RefSeq and is a predicted model, not a curated record.